GAUACGAUAUGUGUUGUUUCUUGAUUCUCAAUUGUCUUACAAUGCCUUCAUUGUUUGGCUUUAUCAUGUUAGAAUAUUCUGGAACAAGGGUUGGGUUGGUCGGACUGAACUAUGAUUCUAUCACUGUUGGUGAAAGAAAUAAUGGCGAAGAGGAAGAGGAUCAAUUUGUUUCUGGUCUUAAGGUCCAAAAUGAUGCUAAGGUCCAAACUGAUGGUUGCAAAGUGGCUGAAGAAGCUCAAGAUGAAGGUGGCCUUGAAGAUGUCACUAGGUUGUCUGAUAAUGAUGAUGAUGAGACUAUUCUAGCAAGGGAUAAUCUAAGGAAUUUUAGAGCAAAUCAAAUUGGGGUUGCUUCUAGUUCUGCAAGAGCAGCUAUUAUAUUUAGUAAUGUAGAUGUAGGAGUCCAAGAUGAGGAUGAUGGAGAAACACAAUCUGAUGAUGAAGUGAGUUACAUAUCCACAAGUAAUGAAGAGGAUGAGGAAGUAGACCAUGUGGAGGGACUUAAAAAGGGGAAAGUAUUGGAUAAGGAUCAGCUUCUUUUCUUUUUCUUUUUCCCUCCUUUCUUCUUCCCCGCGGGUCUGCUCUUCUUUCUUUCUUCCCGCUGCAGCCGAACAAAAAAAAAAAGGGGAACCCGGCACCAGCCUUUGAGAAACCGAUAGAGAGCUUGGAUUUUCCCCUUCCUUUCUUGUUCUAGAACCCAUAAAGAACCCAGAAAUUUCCCCUCCCUCUCUGCAGAAACCGGAUCUGCUCUGCUUUGCUCUGUCCGCCGGCUGCUCUUGUUGUGGGGGCGAAUUGUUUGGGUUUUGGGUAAGAAACAGCCAUUAAAUCCCUUUGUUUUUCCUUGAAGUGGCUUGGGUUAACUUUGAUUGCUCUUAUUUCCUCCAAUUUUUGGGUAGUUCCGUGAGGUUCCCCCUGCAGAUCCCGCCGGCCUUCCCCAAUCUGCUAGCUCCGGUUCCUUGCUUGUAAAUUCUGGUAUGUGGCAGCCUUAAACCAUUGUUUUUAAGCUUGAUUAAGGUAGAAUUAGCUUGAUUAGUUUGCUGCCAUGUGAUGUCCGAAUUUUGGUAGAAAAAUGGGGAAAUUCCGGUAGCAAUUAAGAGGGGUUUUAAGUGUGUUUUGUUGCUUAAUUCAAGUGAGAUUUAUGUGAUUGAGUGUUAGUUGGUUGUUGUGAUUUUUGGAGAAAAAUCCCGUGAGAUUAGCUAGUGUUUUGGCCAAUUUGUGGAAGUAGAGCUACUGUUCACGUCGGGGUCACUGUUCACCGGUACUGUUCACACCCCAAGGGCCAACAAUUAACGGGAAUUUAAGUGAUUAGUUUGUGAUAUAAGAACGAAUUUGGAGAUAUUUGAUCAUGUGGAAAGUGAUAGAAAUAGCAUUGUGAUUAGGAAUGAUCCCAAUGACGAUUUCAGCUUGAAUUUGUGAUAGUCCGGUAUUAAUUCUGAGGUGUUUUGAUUAGGUUCCCGAUCGUUCUGUCAGUUAGUACGUGAAUUGAGUGCUCGGUUUUAUGCAAGUGAGGUAAGUAAAUUUAUGGUAAU
Rubroshorea leprosula is the source of this 1526-nucleotide messenger RNA. The record is from the annotation of a GenBank genome assembly. NCBI's taxonomy places the organism in Eukaryota, Viridiplantae, Streptophyta, Magnoliopsida, Malvales, Dipterocarpaceae.